Salarias fasciatus (jewelled blenny) is the source of this 2812-nucleotide messenger RNA. It is a transcript of the gene pms2, whose product is annotated as PMS1 homolog 2, mismatch repair system component. Gene Ontology annotation, cellular component: MutLalpha complex. Gene Ontology annotation, molecular function: ATP binding; mismatched DNA binding; ATP-dependent DNA damage sensor activity. NCBI's taxonomy places the organism in Eukaryota, Metazoa, Chordata, Actinopteri, Blenniiformes, Blenniidae. The record is from RefSeq and is a predicted model, not a curated record. Gene Ontology annotation, biological process: mismatch repair. The transcript is spliced from 14 exons. The coding region runs from base 133 to 2622 and encodes 829 amino acids.
UACAACGGGAUGCUGGAAGAGGAAAAUCUCGUGUCAACAAGAUUUAAACCGAAAAGACUUGACAGCGGCAGGAUGUCAGUCUGCUCUUCUUCGCUUUAAAUGUUUGUCAGAGGGUCGAAGUGAAGACUGGAGAUGUCUGACGCCUGUUCUGAACCUGCUGGAGCCAUCAAGGCGAUUGACAAGCACUCAGUGCAUCAGAUCUGCUCGGGCCAGGUGGUGCUGACUCUGGCCACUGCGGUGAAGGAGCUGGUGGAGAACAGUAUUGACGCUGGAGCCACCAGUGUGGAUGUGAGACUGAAAGACUCUGGCACUGAACUUGUGGAAGUGUCAGACAAUGGCAGAGGUGUCGAGGAAGCGAACUUCGAGGGACUGACACUGAAGCAUCACACGUCGAAGCUGAGGGACUUCUCAGACCUCAUUCACGUGGAGACGUUUGGCUUCAGAGGUGAAGCGCUCAGUUCUCUGUGUGCUCUGAGUAACCUGAGCGUGAUCACCUGCCACGAGUCCAGCCAGGUGGGCACCAGGCUGCUGUUUGACCAGAAGGGCCACCUGGUGCAGCGGUGUCCUCAUCCCCGGCAGCAGGGCACCACGGUCAGCCUGCAGCAGCUCUUCUACACGCUGCCUGUUCGACACAAGGAGUUCCAGCGCAACAUCAAGAAGGAGUUCGCCAAAAUGAUCCACGUCCUGCAGUCCUACUGCGUCAUCUCCACCGGCGUGCGAAUCACCUGCUCCAACCAGAACGGCCAGGGGAAGCGCAGCACGGUCCUGAGCACCAGCGGCAGUCAGAGCAUGAGGGACAACAUCGGAGCCAUAUUCGGACCAAAACAGCUACAGAGUCUUCUACCAUUCCACCAAGUGUCUCCUACAGAAAAUGUUCUUGAGGAAUACGGCCUCAGAGACACAGAUUUGCCCCAGCAGCUUUUCACGAUCUCCGGGUUCGUGUCACACGGUGAGCACGGCGUUGGGAGGAGCGCCACGGACCGGCAGUUCUUCUUCAUCAACAACCGGCCGUGUGACCCGCUGAAGGUGAUCAAACUGGUGAACGAAGUGUAUCACAUGUACAACAGACAUCAGUAUCCGUUCGUUGCCUUGAACAUAGCGGUUGCCUCAGAGUGCGUGGAUGUGAACGUGACGCCAGAUAAGCGCCAGAUUUUCCUCCAGGAGGAGAAACUCCUGCUCACCAUUCUGAAGUCUUCCCUCGUCGCGAUGUACGAAGCUGGAGUCAACAAGCUCAGCAUGAAUUACACGCCGUCGCCCAGCAGCAGUGGGGAUCUCCAUCAAGGCGUCUCGUCCAAUGGAAGCAGGGACGAAUCCGCUGAAACCGUCCCAGCGGCGAUCCUCAGCCCCAAGACGUCCCUGAACCUGGCCGGCCUGAAAGCCGCCUUUUCAAAUCAUCACGGCUCCAGAUCGAGCGGGGAAAAGGCCUCCAUCGGCGGCCCGACUCAGAAAACCCUGCAGUCUUUUUUUCAAGGCCCUGGAAGGCUUUCUCCAAGUGUCAAAUCUCCAAUCAAACCUCCUACAGCUGAAGCCGGCCGCCCCACGGCGGGCAGGUCGCUGCUGGACGGGUUCAGAUAUGGAAGCCGGUCCGGCGGCGACGCAGAUUCUGAGAGAGAAAGCGUCGUGUCCGCUUGUGAAUUAACGGAAGCAGAAGCUGAUCCUGGCUGUUCCGACCCUCCUGAAGCGGCGCCUGAUCUCUCUGAUAGGAAACAUGAACCAGAAACAGCCGGCAGCAGUGAGGAGUCGCAGACUGAAGCGUGCAUCGCUGAUGGAGACCCGGCGAGCCCGGAGGCGAAGCGGGCCCGGACGGAGGAUCCACAGCUCCGGUCCGCCCGUCUCCAGGAGCUGGACGCCCCCGUCCGUCUGCAGAGGAGGACGGUGCCGCUGCGCUUCUCUUUACCGGCGCUGGCUGCCAGAGUGAAGAGGCUGCACGACCGUCAGAAGCAGAGCGGCGGCGCGGCGCUCAGGUACCGGCGCUUCAGGGCCAAGAUCGACCCGGGAGAAAACCAGAGCGCAGAGGAGGAGCUGAAGAAGGAGAUCAGUAAGGACAUGUUCAAAGAGAUGGAGAUCAUCGGUCAGUUUAACCUGGGAUUCAUCAUCACCAAGCUCAACUCGGACAUCUUCAUGAUCGACCAGCACGCCUCAGACGAGAAGUACAACUUCGAGAUGCUGCAGCAGCACACGGCCAUCCAGGGACAGAAGCUCAUCGCCCCACAGAAGCUUGGCCUCACGGCGGUCAGCGAGAACGUCCUCAUAGAGAACAUCGAGAUCUUCAGGAAGAACGGCUUCGAGUUCCUGAUUGAUGAGGAUGCUCAGGUCAUGGAGAGAGUCCGACUGGUGUCGCUGCCCACCAGUAAAAACUGGACGUUCGGCCCGGCCGACAUCGAGGAGCUGAUCUUCAUGCUGAGCGACAGUCCGGGGGUCAUGUGCCGCCCAUCCAGAGUCCGGCAGAUGUUCGCCUCCCGAGCCUGUCGCAAGUCUGUGAUGAUCGGGACGGCUCUGAGCGUCGGGGAGAUGAAGAAGCUGGUGGUGCACAUGGGGGAGAUCGAGCAUCCGUGGAACUGUCCUCACGGCCGGCCCACCAUGAGGCACCUGGCCAACCUGGACGUCAUCUCACAGGACUGAGCCGCCGGCAGAGAUGGAUGCACUCACAGAUUUCCCCUCUGUCCAGUUCAUUAGAGUGAAGCAUUACUGUCAUUUUGAGUGGGCAUAAAAACAAGAACUCUUUUUUUUUUAAUUGAGAAAUACUUUGAUUUUAUUAGAAUUGUGCUUCUUAUUUUGUUUUAAUGUAUAAUAAAAGUUUGAUUCAGUCUUA